AUGGUGGUGCUCGGGCGGCCCAAGAGCAAGCGCGGCGCGGGCGGGGAUCUGCUGGGCGACGCCGGCGCGGUUUGGGAGGUAGGUUUCCGCGUGGGCGAGGAGGGCGAGGCCUCGGUCUUGGUCAUGGAUGUGGUCGAGGUGGACGUGCCCGCUGUAACCACUGUACCGUUGCUGGAAUAUUCCCAGUCGGGCGAAUUUGGAAUGGUAAGGCGCCGGUGCAGUGGUGCCGAGAUGAAGGUGCGGUCGUUGCAGUCCUGGGCAGCGCUGAUAGCGUUGUACCUGCACUGGGCGGUGGAGCGUGGGGCCACGACCAUGGCCGAUGUGCUACUGGAGAACGACAUGAACUUGGAGGUGGCCAUCGUGAAUCGCCACCAGAUAUUUGUUAAAUAUUCAGAAAGAAAAUUCACAACAGCAAUACUGAUGCCAAUCAUCUCAAUAAGAGCCAAUGUAAUUGGAAACUUAUAUUCAAAUUUGGACUCACUUCGAUCUGUUAUUGAAGGUUCCAUGGCAAAUGGUGGUAAAGGGGUGGAAGUUGCAUUUGUGUCGCUGCAACCUUUGGCUGAAUCUAAAAGGUUGCUCAUUAUAUUCAGAGAUGGUGUCAUGACUUUAUGGAAUAUUAAGGCAAGCAAAGUGGUACUCGUAUCCGGUAGAACUACGCAACAACAAUUGCACCGGGAGGAUAAAAAUGCGGCAUCGUCAUGCUGGGCAUGUACCAAGGGAAGCAAAGUUGCUAUUGGAUAUGAAAGUGGUGAUAUCUAUCUUUGGGUUGUUCCUGAUAUUUUCAGUGCAGAAAAUUCCUCAUCUUUGAGUAAUCAAAAUCUACCUAUUCAGAGGCUUAACCUUGGAUACAAGCUAUACAAGGUGCCAAUAGUCUCUUUGAGGUGGGUUCCUGGUGAUGGGAAGUCUGGACAUUUGUAUAUUAAUGGAUUCAGCGAACAAGCGUACCUAUAUCAGGUCCUGAUUCUGAAUGAAGAGAGUGAAUCUCGAAUUGUAAAUAUGGUAUCACCCCUCACAGAAGCUUGUCAAGGAAUGGGGUUUGUUAUAGGCCUUAGCGACCCAAAUAAGCAAAGACAAAGUGCUCUUGUUCUCUUGUUGAAAUCUGGUCAAAUCUGUUUAUACGAUGAUUCAGAAAUUGAGCGCUACCUCCUUCAAUCUCAGUCCAGAUCACCACCAACACUUCCAAGACAUUCAUUUGUGAAACAACGUCCAACCAUAUCGAUCCUUUCACAACGGUAUGGUGAUUCGGGCAUCAACGUUGCAAAGUUCUACACAAGUGAUCGUACAACAAUAACUAAUGAGGAUUAUUUUUCAUCAUUGGCCUCCAAAUAUCCAUGGCUGCUUUCAAUGAAGGAUAAAGGUCAGAUUUCUGCAAGUUUUAGCAACAUCCAUAAGACCAAGAAUCUUUAUAUAACUCGGCAUAUGGAUGGAACCAUAAGCUUUUGGGAUGCGUCAUGUCCUCUUCUGCUCCAGAUUUUUAUGAUAAAGCAGCAGCUAAUCAUUUCACAACAUGAAGACAAUACAUCAAGUGGAGCAUGUAUUACUUCAUUGCAGUUUGAUAUGCCCUCCAGUAUUCUUAUAUCUGGGGAUCAUGGUGGAACGGUCCGCAUAAUCACAUUCCGAAAGGACUCUAGCGGCAAUAUAUUAUCCUUUUGUUUAGGAUUUAUUUAG
Hordeum vulgare subsp. vulgare (domesticated barley) is the source of this 1668-nucleotide messenger RNA. RefSeq lists its product as uncharacterized. The record is from RefSeq and is a predicted model, not a curated record. Lineage: Eukaryota; Viridiplantae; Streptophyta; Magnoliopsida; Poales; Poaceae. The transcript is spliced from 10 exons. Gene Ontology annotation, cellular component: plasma membrane; cytoplasm. Gene Ontology annotation, biological process: regulation of exocytosis. Gene Ontology annotation, molecular function: syntaxin binding; myosin II binding; GTPase activator activity. Bases 1 to 1668 code for a protein of 555 amino acids.